Messenger RNA from Chionomys nivalis (European snow vole), 3810 nucleotides. It is a transcript of the gene Clint1, whose product is annotated as clathrin interactor 1. NCBI's taxonomy places the organism in Eukaryota, Metazoa, Chordata, Mammalia, Rodentia, Cricetidae. Gene Ontology annotation, molecular function: phospholipid binding; clathrin binding. The record is from RefSeq and is a predicted model, not a curated record. Gene Ontology annotation, biological process: endocytosis. The coding region runs from base 188 to 2113 and encodes 641 amino acids. Gene Ontology annotation, cellular component: clathrin vesicle coat; plasma membrane; endosome. The transcript is spliced from 12 exons.
GCCGGUGCGGCCGCGUCUCGACGUGUCACCGGAGGCGCCGUGGCUGUGGCCGGGAGAAGGAGCUCCGGCGAGGGAGAGUUCGCGGCGGUGGGUGGCGGCGGCGACCCGGGCCUGGAACAGCCCCGGCGCGGAGGCGUCCCGGGGUUCGUGGGGUACGGCGGCAGCGGGCCGGGCCGCGCGGGGCGCGAUGCUGAACAUGUGGAAAGUGCGGGAGCUGGUGGACAAAGCCACCAAUGUGGUUAUGAAUUAUUCAGAGAUUGAGUCUAAAGUUCGAGAAGCAACGAAUGAUGAUCCUUGGGGACCUUCUGGGCAGCUCAUGGGAGAGAUUGCCAAGGCUACUUUUAUGUACGAACAGUUCCCAGAACUUAUGAACAUGCUUUGGUCCCGAAUGCUGAAAGACAACAAAAAGAACUGGAGAAGAGUUUAUAAGUCGUUGCUGCUCCUCGCUUACCUCAUAAGAAAUGGAUCGGAGCGAGUUGUUACAAGCGCCAGAGAGCACAUUUAUGAUUUGCGAUCCCUGGAAAAUUACCACUUUGUAGAUGAACACGGCAAGGAUCAAGGUAUCAACAUUCGACAGAAAGUAAAGGAGCUAGUUGAAUUUGCACAGGAUGAUGACAGGCUUCGAGAAGAGCGAAAGAAAGCAAAGAAGAACAAAGACAAGUAUGUUGGAGUCUCCUCAGACAGCGUUGGUGGAUUCAGAUACAAUGAAAGAUAUGAUCCUGAACCCAAGUCCAAAUGGGAUGAAGAAUGGGAUAAAAACAAGAGCGCUUUUCCAUUCAGUGAUAAGUUAGGUGAGCUGAGCGAUAAGAUCGGAAGCACAAUCGAUGACACCAUCAGCAAGUUCCGGAGGAAAGACCGGGAGGACUCUCCGGAACGCUGCAGUGACAGCGAUGAAGAAAAGAAAGCAAGAAGAGGCAGAUCUCCCAAAGGUGAAUUCAAAGACGAAGAGGAAACAGUGACGACGAAGCAUAUCCAUAUCACACAGGCCACAGAGACCACCACAACCCGGCACAAGCGCACAGCUAACCCUUCCAAAACCAUUGAUCUCGGAGCAGCAGCACAUUACACAGGGGACAAAGCCAGCCCGGAUCAGAACGCUUCAACCCACACACCUCAGUCUUCAGCGAAGCCCUCAGUGCUGAGCAGCAAGUCAUCAGGGGACCUCGUUGACCUGUUUGAUGGCAACAGCCAAUCAGUGGGAGGAUCCACUGACUUAUUUGGGGGAUUUGCUGACUUCAGCUCAGCUGCUGCAUCAGGCAAUUUCCCUUCCCAAGCAACAAGUGGGAAUGGAGACUUUGGUGACUGGAGUGCCUUCAACCAAGCCCCAUCAGGCCCCGUUGCUUCCGGUAGUGAGCUCUUUGGCAGCGCCCCACAGCCUGCAGUAGAACUCAUCAGUGGCUCACAGCCAGCUUUAGGCCCACCUCCUGCUGCCUCAAACUCCUCAGACCUGUUUGAUCUUAUGGGCUCAUCCCAGGCAACCAUGACAUCUUCCCAGAGUAUGAAUUUCUCUCUGAUGAGCACUAAUACUGUGGGGCUCGGUUUGCCUAUGUCAAGAUCACAGCCUCUGCAGAACGUUAGUGCAGUGCUGCAGAAGCCUAACCCUCUCUAUAAUCAGAAUGCAGAUAUGGUCCAGAAGUCGGCCAGCAAAACCCUGCCCUCUACUUGGUCUGACCCCAGCGUCAACAUCAGCCUAGACAACUUACUACCUGGUAUGCAGCCUUCCAAGCCCCAGCAGCCAUCGCUUAACACAAUGAUUCAGCAACAGAAUAUGCAACAGCCUCUGAAUGUGAUGACGCAAAGCUUUGGAGCUGUGAACCUCAGUUCUCCGUCAAACAUGCUUCCUGUCCGGCCACAAACUAACCCUCUGAUGGGGGGACCCAUGCCUAUGAACAUGCCCGGUGUGAUGACGGGCACCAUGGGGAUGGCCCCUCUGGGAAACGCCCCAGUGAUGAGCCAGGGCAUGGUGGGCAUGAACAUGAACAUGGGGCUGUCAGCCACGGGGAUGGGCUUGGCAGGCCCAGUGGGGAUGGGCGUGCCCAACAUGGCCAUGCCUUCUGGAACUGUGCAGCCCAAGCAAGAUGCCUUUGCAAACUUUGCCAACUUUAGCAAAUAAAAGAUCAUAAAGAAGCAAGUGGAAGAAGAAUGUGUAGCUGCAAGUAGGUGAUGCUGGGAUGGAAAGUGCUAAGCAGUUCCCUUUUCUUUUAUCAGUUAAUUAAAUAACCCACAUAAAGAACCAAAAAGUCUGAGGCAUAAAGUGAAGUGUCUGGUACUUCAGAAGCAACACAAACCCACUUCAGACGAGGCAGUCAGGAUCGAUUUCCCCAGUGAAGAUGCCCAACUCAUGGUGAGGAGACCGCAAAGGCCUUUCCGAGUCGGAGAGCGCAUGUCACAGGAUAGUCCGUGGGAGGACUGGCACAGGGCUGAGGAAAUGUGCUUCUCUCUAACUUUAUACUUUGCUUUUCCUGAGGAACUUGAUUUUUCUGUCCCUCAGUCGCCUUGUCACAAUUGGGUCUGUUCCUUUACUACCACUCUCGAGUCCAUAUACGAAAUCAUUAAAGUUGGAUGAUCAGUUUUUUAUAAAAAUAUAUAUUUUUGUCCAAAAAAAGGCAUACAUAUGUGAUUAUGGCUAAAUCAAAGGUAGCUAGAUGUAUAUACCUUUGCCGAGGUCCCAGCAACACUGCUGACAGGCCAUCUGAGUUCUUACAGGAUUGAACCCUGUGUCCACAGCUGGCAUAGCUGUGAGCUUCACCCAUGUCUCCUUCUAUAACUGCCCCGUGCAGAACUGGGAAAACGUUUUUUUUUCAGGACUGCACGCACUGCGGUUUCCUUUAAAAGCUGGAGAAGGAAGACCUUUUGUGUCGUUUGUCUGCAGCAGUUGGUGGCUGCACUUUGCAGUGAUUGACUUGGCAAGGCUGCCUUCUGUGCACCUCCCCGUAGCCAUCAUUCAAGUCAGAAACAGUCAGAAGAGAAAAAUAUUUAUUUUUAUCUUUUUUGGUGUCUUUUCAAAAAAUUGAAAGGUAAAAAUGCAUUAAAACCUUAAGUUAAAUAUAAAUUUUAGGACUCAGCCAUGUUCACGUUUAGAUUUUAUACAGUAUUUGUUUUGUUUGGGUUUCGAGUGUCUAUAUUACGGCAUUAGCAAUAUGGUUCCAAUAGAAGUUCGAUAUAUAUUAUUAAAGGAGACCUGUAGCAGUCAGAGAUUUUAUUGAUUUAAUGACAAAUAAAGGAAGUUAAUUAAAUUUUUUGUUUUCCUGCUGUGAUUCUGCAUUAAGCUCACGUGAAAAUCAUGAUGCUAGAGUUUGGAAUGCAAAAUUAAAUGUUUCAGCCUCAAGCUGGGAAUAUUUUUUAAAAUAAAUACUAUAAGUAUCGAAUUAUUACCUCCCCACUUAUGUUGAAAAUUUUUUUAUUCAAUUGAUACAACUUUGUUUCCAUUGUAUUCAUGAUGUUCUGUUAUAUAUAACAUUAAAAUGUUCAUUAAAAUCAACGUGGAACCGCCUCUUCCCUCACUCCACUAGACGCAAGGCCAUUUGGGGAAAAAUAAUUAUAAUUUGGGCAAAGUAAUUUUUAUAAAUAAUUUAAAAUUAUUUAAUGACUUCUCUAUUCUUUGCUAUCAGGCUCUGCUGUCAGGAAUUAAACAUGAAGCGGCAGAGACGCCCUGGCCCGCUCCGCUCUCGCUAAUGUCCCAUCUACAACAUUUCUAAUUAGGCAGAAAUCCAUGUACCUCAGCUAAGUGGGCAGGAAAAGUGAUUCAUUUGCUGAAUAAGAGAUGAGAGAGGGUGUAAUUAGCUGACUGUGGUUUUUAAUCUUUCAACA